Molecule: messenger RNA, 3049 nt
Organism: Anopheles arabiensis
Lineage: Eukaryota; Metazoa; Arthropoda; Insecta; Diptera; Culicidae
Product: protein spartin
Exons: 3
Coding region: 612-2543 (643 amino acids)
Biological process (GO): cell division; negative regulation of BMP signaling pathway
Cellular component (GO): plasma membrane
Source: RefSeq, a predicted model, not a curated record
AAAACAAACCGCAAUUUGCAAUAACAGAAAAUCAACACAAACGCAUCGCCUCCUCCACCUGGCCGCAUGGUUUUGUCGUGGCACGAAUCUCGUCCUGGCAUUUAACGUCCGAAUCUCAACCGGUUUUAGUCAUAGUGUUAUUUUUUAUCGUGUUCUAAUUACCAACUGUCGCGUGUGCGUAUUUGCUUCCGAGAAGAAGCUCUAAACUUGGCCUUGAACCAUCUGCAUCAUCAUCAUCAGUGUUUCGCGCAGCAGAAGGAAAAAUAGCGUUUAGCCCCUCUCCAAGAAUACGAUUCCGUGAAGCCAAGCGUGAGUGUGUGUCAUUUUUUUUGUAUUGCGAAACAAUUUCAAGGGCCAAAAGAAAGGCCGAUUUGGCUGACGCAACAGCAGGGCACCGCAUCAUCCGUUCCCAAUCCAAAGUUCAGACGAUCGUCACGCCAGAACGAAGCGGACGGGCGCGCAACAGCCAGUCAGUAGUAGUCCGUGCUGAUUGGCGAGUAAUUUUGCGUGAAAUCGCUCCAAGCGACCAUUCCCUGCAGUGUACUGAUAAGCGGACGGAAGAACAGACCGAAAGAUUCUACUGUAAAAGCCCAGUUUCAGUGCCUUCUAGGAUGGACAUUCUUUGGGAAUCGCUGGCAGAAACAACCGCAUCGAUCUGGAGCAUGGUCUUCCCGGCGGCCCCGACUACGCCCGCCUCCCAAGAGUGGCGCCGAACGUACGAAACAAUCAAAGCUGGCCACGAUGAAGCGUACGCCACGAUCGAGCGUGCGAUCAAGCUCGAGGAGCACGAACGUCCCGAUCUGGCCCUGCAGGCGUACAAGGACGGCAUACGGCGCAUCGACGAAACGCUUGCCCUGCCCGUGGAGGUGCCCGACCUGGAAGUGCAGGGCCCGCAGGCAGACGAAACCUGGCAGCAGGCCGUCGCGAUGAUCCACAAGCUGAAGCGGACGCGCGGUGAAGUUCUGCAGCGCGUCGGACAGCUCGGUGGCAAUGGGUCGUCGGAAGCGGGCGGCAGUGCCGAAAAUGACACCGGCCAGCGGCCCUGGACGUACACGGAGCUAGCGAUGGCACUGCGGGACAUGUCGGAUGCGGCGACGGCGGACGAAUCCGAUGCCGACCGGCUGGAAUUGCUGUUUUCGUGUGACGGUGUGCAGGUGUACUACAUCGAGCCGGACGGCGUGGUCAGCCGGACGAUGGCCGACUCGACGCUGCGCAUCGUGCGCAUUGAGGGCGACGAAAGGCGGCAGCUGCAGGCGACCGUGUUUCUGCAAGUAAUCGAAACAAGGUCGGCCACACGCAUCGAGAACGCGGAAGAACCUCUGGAGCAGCUCGAACCGGUGGAGGCGAAAGAGGAGCAUGCGGACAGCAAGGGUACAGCGCCACCCGUCGGGGAAUUACCGCACCCGCCACCGGAGGAACAGCGGCCCGAUGGACCGGACCGACCCGGCUUUCUCAUCUAUCCGCUCAUCCCGGGCGUAUCGCCCUGCUACCGGACGGAGUACGGCGCCUUCAUACUGCCCGAUCUAGGCGCGGACAGUGAGCGGGGCCGCGCUAUCGGGCUGGUAGUGCCGGCCGAGGCCGAUGAAGUGGUGCUGGAGAUUUUGGUCGCCUUCCUGCACGGCAUUGUCACGCAGCCGUCCAGCAGCACGGGCCCGGCACGCGUUCGCAAGCGCUCCCUCCUGCCCGACUCGACCACCGUGUCGGCCGGCAUCAUCAAGGGUGCCUUCUACCUUUCGCAGGGCUUAGUGCGGGGCGCGGAAAAGACGGGCCAGCUCAUCGCUACCGGCACACCGUACGUUAUUUCGAAGCUGGGCCAAAAGCAGCCGGCGGCAACGGUGGCGGAAGAUGCGACCGCCUCCACCACCACCGUGCACGUGCCGAAGAACGUGCGCACCGGCAUCGAGAUUGCGAAAACGGUCACCGGUACGGCGGCGGGCGUGACGAGCUACGUGGCGGGCAAGGUCGGUACGGCCACGAUGGCACUCGGCCGCUUCCUGGCGCCGCACAUUCAGCGGCACGGCAGCGCCCUGCUCGCGUACGGUACGGGCAUGAGCGAGCAGGCCGCCUCGGAGCGCAUGAACGGUGCGCUCACGAUCUGCGCCGGUGCGGUGGAGGGGUUCGGCACGGUGUACGAGGGGCUGGAGCGGUCCGCUUCCAUCCUGGGGCAGAGCUUGAGCACCAGCACGGUCCAGAUAGUGGAGCAUCGGUACGGUACGGAGGCGGGCCGGGUGGUGGGCAGCUCGCUCGAUACGGUCGGCAACGUGAUCAAUGUCACGCACAACAUGAACUACAUUACCCCGAAGGGGUUGGCCAAACGGACGGCCAAGAAUGCGGGCAAAGCGCUCGUGGCCGGGUACAGGCCACCGGUGCCGGAGCUGGACGGUGGUGGCGGUGAGGCUGGUUCGGCGGGUGCAGGUGCUGCUAGUGCGGCGGUGGGCGAAUCGUCACGCACCCAGCAGCGCAUCGUUCCAGCGGCCGUACUUUACCCCGAUCUGGCAGGAUUAGCGAAGGAGGUGCAGCGGAAGGAAGGAGGGCAUGAUUAAAGGCAAGGCGAAACGACCAAGUAAGGGAAGAGAAAGGAAGUAAAUUGAAUAGCUAGUCCCGCAGAUAGAUUUAUAUGUUGUAAAGUGUGUGGGAAAGUGUUAAAGAAGGGAAAGUUCAAAUGGAUCCAAUGGGAUUGAUUGUGUGUGUUAGUGUGGUAAAGGUCACCAUUGUUAUACGCUUGUUUUAAAAUAGGAAUCUCAUAUACAACAAAAGGUAGAUCAAAGAAUAGCUGGGGUGAUUGUUACUAUUUUACAUCGAUUAGAAAGGAUUUUUGUACAGGAUUUAAUCAAUAUUUAUCGUACCACGUAAGAACCGCAUGAUAAGAAUCUCAACUAUGAAAAGAUUUCAAACAGUUCUAUUCCUCCGCAACUUAAAUCACUUCUUUACUUAUCAGCACAAUGAAAUUGUACAAUACACAGUGUAAUAGCUCGUAAUAGCUUAAGCGGUCUUGGAGAAGUCUGAAACAUUAUACUCAACAAAUAAACGAUACAAAUAUUUAAAAACA